AAAACUGCAAACCCUGCGGCGUCAUGUCAAUCCUUUCUCUCUCCCCGUUAAACCUCAAACUCAAAAUACUACAAACUUUUGCGUAUUUUAACAGAUUUGCCGACUACGCCAUUUCGCGAAGCGCCCUAGCAUGAUGAAAGCAAACCCAUAUGUGAAUCUAUCGAAGCUGGACCUUACGGCCUACGUGGGAGACAUCAAUAAUCGGCAAAAGGACAUAGGCGAAUCCAAACGGCAACGCCAUGGCAGCCUCGGCCAACAAGGUUGUGCACAUCUCGAUAUGCCGCGCGGAAGGAGCACGCCGACUCGUGCAUCGGAGUUUGCACUGAAAGCAACACCACCACCGAGAGCACGAAGAUCCGGAUACCUACCUCUGAAGCGAUCGGCUGAAGAAACAUCCCUACUCUCCGUCGCCAGACGAGCCAGGUCUGAACCACGAGGACAAAGAAUGCUAGAUGCUCUUUCCCCUCGCGAUGAUCUCGACAUGUUAGAGGCCGAUAUGAGCCCCUUCGCAGCCACACCUUCCCGCAAGUCUCACAGUAAAGAUGCUGGCAAAUCGUCAACUACGAGCUCUGCACUAUUCGCUGACGUUUGGAAGACGGCCCCUCAAGCUCCCUCUCGCUUCCUGGACAACAUUGAAAUUGCAUUCAACUCGCCCGGCCUGAACGAUGUAUCUUCCCUCGAUGUCACCCAUCUGGCAUGGUUUGGCUCGGAGUUUGGCACAUCCGACGAGGAGGACAUGCAUAAUACCGAUGGCAGAUGCCCUUCGUCCGAUUUCUCGCUGCUCGAUCAUCACUUUUCUUCAUCGCCCGUACUUUAUGAACCACCAAUGGCGUUCCCGACAUCUUUCGAUGGCUUCGGAACCAGAUCACUCGACGAAUUUUCACUUUCCACCGAUGAUACUGCUGCGAAGGCUCGUCACAGCGAAACAAGUGAGGAGCGUACCUUCGGGAUGGGAUCAGCACCUGCACCUCUUCGCAAAAGAAAACACGCCGAGCUGAGCGAUAAAGGCGUGACAAAGGUCGUUGGAGCUGCUGGGAAGGAGAACUGUUCUCCCCGCUGCAACGUCUCUCAAGCGAUGAGAAUCAAACACAACUGCGACGCUGACGAACAGACGCGGUCUGGCAAUAUACUAGCCUCUCGUACUGAGGGUGCACGGCAGUGGUCAUACAAGAAAGCAGCCGGCCGACCCGAAGGCGUCAAAACGACCAUUCUGAGUGCACCAGGGCCGAACGCUCUGCACCUCACAGAAUCCGACCCAGCAUUGCGUUCCGCCUCGUCUUCCUAUCUCCACGGGGCGGCCGCCAUCUCAGCCCCAUUCCACGACUUGGAUAUCCCGUGGAUCGACAUCAUCCCCGUCCACGACCACGAGCAUCACUACCACGCAUAUACCCCAUCAUCUUCAUCCACACUCUGCGAUCUCCCGCUGGACUGGCCAUGCACACCGCCGUCGUGCCUGACCACGCCAAACACAUUUCAUUGCUCUCAUACUCACCAACACGUCCUUCAACACGCCGGGAUGCUGUGCAGUAGCCCGCUACGACCGGGAUUUGGACUGGAGGCGGGUGGUCGGGACCCCUUCUUCGGUGCGGAGCGAGUCAAGGCGUUCGAUCUCGAUAUUUAAACAUGGGUCUUUUUUGGCUUCCCGAUACUGGCUUAGAGAACCUCGCCUCGCUUUUCGUUCCUUCUGCCGGUGGAUAUUCUUCUCCUUAGCUCCCCUGCAUAAACCGCACUUCCCGUACUUCUACCACUAGUUUCACCGCUGGUUUCCGGUUGGAUUAAAAUCUGUACAUUAUUUGCUUGUAGUACGUUGUAGGCUCUUUCCCCGUCUACGGCGCUUUGUUCCUUCUUGCAUAUCCUUUUCUUUCGUGUAUCUCUUUUCGGCCGUAUCCAGUAUCGUAGAUACUUUCCGUUUUCGUCGCUAAAUUAUGACUUUUGGCCCCUAUUCUGUACAUUCGUUCUUGGCUUCGUCUUUCGCUUUGGCACGUUCGCUGAUACCUCUUUCAGCUGCGACGGAACCGCUCCCAAACUGUA
Messenger RNA from Fimicolochytrium jonesii, 2031 nucleotides. RefSeq lists its product as uncharacterized. Lineage: Eukaryota; Fungi; Chytridiomycota; Chytridiomycetes; Spizellomycetales; Powellomycetaceae. The coding region runs from base 131 to 1621 and encodes 496 amino acids. The transcript has a single exon. The record is from RefSeq and is a predicted model, not a curated record.